AUGAGGCGAGCGGUGACAAAUCUAAUCCCUCUGAACAAAACAAGGAUCCUGAAGACGCUGAAAUUGGAUGUUUCGUCAGUGGAUGACUUUUAUAUCGAGCUCGAUGAUGCACAUAAGACAUAUUUGCCUGGAGAGGAGGUGAAGGGCCAGGCCAUUCUUCAGCUAAAGAAGAACCUGAUCAACGUGGCCGUGACACUUUCGCUUUUGGGAGCAGUGAAGCUCAAGAAUCUGUCACCAAGCUCAUCGUGGCGUAGUUCGCGAAAGAAGGUCCUUUUCAGCCAUACAAUCAUGAUAUAUGGGGGCGACGAUGCCGAUACCGGAGUUGAGCCUGGUGCGGAGGCCGUUAACGGCCUGACAAGAGGGGAGCACCGUUUUCCAUUCAUAGUAAAGCUUCCCAAGAAAAAGGUUUUUACCAGCAUUUCAUUUGAAAAGGGAUCAAUUCGUUAUUCACUCAAAGCGUCUCUUUGUGACCUCAAGGACAAGCAAAUGGUGUUGGACCUGGACGAAGAGGUUUCUAAGAAGACCCAGAACAACUCCUCAUUUCUGACAUGCGAGAAAUACCUCAACAUUGUCAAACCUAUCAACGUGGCUCUUUUCCCCUCGCCAAAACCAAAAGUGUUGGUAUUGAAAUACCCUACGAAGAAGCUGAGGCGAACACAGUCGUCCUCUUCAACUAUCAACUCACAGACAUCCACUAACUCUCAAGAGACACCACAGCACCAGCUUCAGACACCGCAUUCUCAAGAAGCUGACCCGGGGGCUUUCGGAUCCCAAAUCAAACUCACUGUCACAUUGCAAGCCAUGGGGUAUCUCCGGGGCGAGAUUAUCCCCGUGCGGAUAAACCUGCAGCACUUCAAGCAGACCCGAAACAUCAACGGGAUUGUGGUCACAUUGAUCCGGAUUUGUCGCAUGGAUAUGGGCGAGGACUCUGCUAUUCAAAGUUUUAGAAAAGACCUGGCUCAAUCUAUACUACCACUGUACCUAGACCCACAGACUCAUCGAUGCGAAUUGAACACCUCGCUGCGAGUCCCUACCGACGCCUUUCCCACGAUAGUUGGUUGUGAAAUGGUGAGCUUCCAGUAUUUUGUGGAAGUCUUGGUGAAUUUGUCCAACUCGAAGAGCUCCACGAAUGCGAUGGCGACGCCCUCCAGAUUAGAUGCUGGUCUCGACGAGGAGAACAUAGAGGACGUUACGACGAGCUCUUUCCGCCGACAAUCGAUCGACAAUUCGCCGUCUCCCGGCGGAAGUGUCGGGUGGAGCUCCGAGACUAAUCCGACGCCAAACAUCUUCAACGUGGAUAAGCUCAAGCGGAUGAAGAACGUGAUCACCACCAGUUCGGAGGUGAUUGUAGGUACCGAGAGGAAGAUCUCGAAGAGAAAGAAGGCGCAAAGAGAUUUUUACACCGAGAGUUCGGCGGCAGUUUCCCCACCAGCUUCAGCGGUGGGCUCAAGUACUACAUCGCCAGGUGCUUCGUCGGUUUCACCACAGAAUCUGACUGAUGAAACCAGCCGAGUGGUUUCUCCGGGCUAUGCCUAUACGCAGCCUCCGCCUUUCCAAGGCGGAUUAUCGCCUUCGGAUAUACCGACAUCACCUGAGGUUGCAGAGAAAGAGGCUUUGCGUUUGAGAGAACGAGCUCUGAUGCCUUCUGAACCUGACUGGAGCGGGGAUCCAGAAGGGACAACAGCGCCUGAUCUGCCUCACAAUUCACAUUUACUGGAGUAUGCGAUUCCUGCCGAAGCAGGCUCAGACGCAGGUUAUGACGAGGAAUAUACAGACUAUGUUCCCAUGUAUGUGCGAGAAGAGGAGUCUUUGGACACCAUUCACGAGGAUAGUGCGGGCUCAGACUAA
Kuraishia capsulata CBS 1993 is the source of this 1848-nucleotide messenger RNA. RefSeq lists its product as uncharacterized. The transcript has a single exon. Gene Ontology annotation, cellular component: plasma membrane; cytosol; cytoplasm. Gene Ontology annotation, molecular function: protein-macromolecule adaptor activity; ubiquitin protein ligase binding. The coding region runs from base 1 to 1848 and encodes 615 amino acids. NCBI's taxonomy places the organism in Eukaryota, Fungi, Ascomycota, Pichiomycetes, Pichiales, Pichiaceae. The record is from RefSeq and is a predicted model, not a curated record. Gene Ontology annotation, biological process: ubiquitin-dependent endocytosis.